GGGAAUCGUAACGCUCAAAUCGAACGAACACCGCCUCUUCUGCAUUCCUCGUCGUUUUGUACGACUGCAAUCGUAGUUCCUUUUGUAUUCUUUGCGUUGCUUCACAGACUUAUUGAGGUCUGAUACAAUUGUGAAGCCGCAUUUCUUUUUUGUUGUUUGCUUCUUUCUAGCUUCGCUGCCGCGCCAUAAUCUGCAGCUGCGUUAACGGUGAUUCUUGGCUUUGGGGUCAUGUUCUUGGAAGCCAGCUUUCCCCGACGCGGUGAUUGAGUCCGCGUUUGCAUUUCGCUACUGGUUUUGCUUUCUUCUUUGCUUGCGUUUGCUCUUUUCCACCGUCUUUCUUUGCAGGGGACUCGCCGUAAUAAUUCGAACCCGUCUGAGUCUCCACCUCCUUCGCCCUCUUUUGUCUUUCUCAUUGACGUGGAGGUAUUGCGCACUUUUACAUGCCGUUCUUUAUUGUUAUUAUUAUUCUUAUUUUCUUCUUGUAAUUCGCACAGUUUGAAUCCGUUAACUCACGCCGCUCAACGCAUCCACCCUUCACGAAAAGCAGCGUACUGUCACUCUCUCGCAUUGUGUCACUUGACGGUUAUAUACAUUUUUGCGCAUUAUUAUGAUUAUUACUUUCCGGAGACGUGAAUGACUCUGCAAGAGUCAUGUCCGCCCACUCUUCGCCGACGGUGCAGACCAUGGAGAUGCGCGAUCUCGACACGACUCUCCCCAACGUAGACGGCGGCACCAACGUGAUGGAAGUCGAAGCCCCGCGUCUGGCUCAGCUGCGGGGCAGCAACGACGACAGUCGCGCCGCGGCGGGUCUCAGCCAAGCGCAGUCACCUGCUCUCUCUCAAUGCGUGUCGACGACCUCCUUCGCAGAGCUAUCGGCGAUGCCCACGCUGCCUCGCACCGCGGUACAGCCGCCUCCGCCAGCACACGCGUCGUCUACUUCGCUGACCUGCCUUGUCACCGCCAUGCAGAGCGUUGAGUCGUCGCCGCCACGCUCAACGGGAGCGUCGGUCGUCCACUCGUAUUCCACCCCCCGUCAUGCAGCGGAUAUAGAUGGCGGCGGCCACCCGUUGGCGCAACCGACCCCGCCUCGUCGCAACAACUCCUCUCUCAGCAACAUGCUGUCUGUGCAGAGCAACAUUGUCACCCCGGCGCUGAGUGAGGCGCACACCCCGCGUGGGGGUAGCGCUGUGCCGCAGUUGGCCGUCUUCAACAGCGUCCCUGCCACGCCAGUACCCGAAGAGCUUGUGGAGGAGUGUGAUGGCGCACUCCACGAAACAAGCUGUGACGGCCAACCGCCCACGCAGGCCGCCCGUGUGGACGAGGACGGGGUCGUGAUCGACGUCUCAGAGCCCGGCAACCGCAAAAGCAAGGCUGGUCGUCGCGACCACUUCCACGGAAACGUGAGCGAGGAAAACCUGGAGUUCACGAGUUUCGGUUUGGACGUUUCCUUUAUGAGCGCCGCGUCGUCGACGGGCGGUCCGGGCGGGCGCAAUUACGCCUCUCUCUACGGUGCCGUGUUUCACGUCUUCAAGGGCAACGUCGGUGCCGGUGUCUUCCUGCUGCCGACGUACUACAAAGACGCCGGCUACGUUGUCGGGCCGAUCUGCAUCGCGCUGCUUGGCGCUCUCAUGGUGGAUUGCACCGUCUCACUGCUGCACGUGAAGCACCGCAUCAACCACGUCGAGGUCAAAACCUAUCCCGCCGUCGUGGAGUUUGUGCUGGGUGAUUGGUUUCAAAAGUUCACUCAGUUUGCCCUCGUGUUCACGCAGUUUGGCUUCUGCAUCAUGUUUCUGCAGUAUGCCUCGUCCAUGCUGGCGUCCCUGUUUGAGCAGAAGUGGGUUUACCCAGCCUUCGUCGCCAUCAGCACCGCCGUUGUGACGCCCAUGACGUUUAUCUCGAACAAGCUGCAUCUGCUGAUGUACGCCUCGAUGUUGGCGGGCAUCUUUGCGGUGAUCAUAUUGGCCGGCACCACGGUGGUGGACGUGCAGCACAUCUCUUCGCAAGGCGUCGCCGCCGGCGUUGCCGCGGCGGUACCCACCGCCCGCCUCAUCGUUUUCUUGUCGGGGCACAUGUUCUCCCUCGAGGGGGUCGGAAUUGUGCUGCCGGUGGAGAACAGCCUGCCGCCGGAGAAGCGUGUUCAGUACGGUCAUCUCCUGCGCUACACGCUCGUGUCGCUCGUUCUCUUUUACAUCUUCUUCGGCGUGCUGGGCUACAUCGCGUACGGCGAGAAGCUGCAUACGUCCGUCGUGCUCGCGCUACCCCCCAGUGCAGUGAAGCGGCUGCUGCAGGUGCUGCUGGGACUGAGUUUGAUCUUCGGCUUUCCAAUUCAGUACGUCCCGGCAAUCCAAAUCGUGGACAAGGCCUUCAAGGUGAACAUCAACGAGGACAAGAAAAAGGCGUUCUCGCUGCGUCUCGCACUGAACGUAAUCUUCGGCGCCCUCGCCAUCGUGCUUGGCGCCGACACGAUCAACAUCUUUGCCAGCUUUCUUGGCGCCUUCGCCGGGGUGCACCUCAUGAUCACGAUGCCCACUCUUCUCGCCUUGCAGGUAGAGCACGCGCUGAACGGCGACAAGGACAACUAUGAAUACAAGGAUUACCUUUUAUUAAUGUUUCAGGGUCCCUACACGCUCCGACGCUGCAACUACUAUCUUUACCUGCUGCUGGCGUUGGCGAUUUGGAUCGGAGGGCUUUACUUUACCAUUGUCUCCGUUUUUGUGUACGGCACUGUGUGA
Molecule: messenger RNA, 2732 nt
Organism: Leptomonas pyrrhocoris
Lineage: Eukaryota; Euglenozoa; Kinetoplastea; Trypanosomatida; Trypanosomatidae
Product: amino acid transporter
Exons: 1
Coding region: 651-2732 (693 amino acids)
Biological process (GO): amino acid transmembrane transport
Cellular component (GO): vacuolar membrane
Molecular function (GO): amino acid transmembrane transporter activity
Source: RefSeq, a predicted model, not a curated record